Ziziphus jujuba (common jujube) is the source of this 1697-nucleotide messenger RNA. Its product is annotated as metal tolerance protein 9. The transcript is spliced from 6 exons. The record is from RefSeq and is a predicted model, not a curated record. Gene Ontology annotation, cellular component: membrane. Gene Ontology annotation, biological process: transmembrane transport; monoatomic cation transport. Lineage: Eukaryota; Viridiplantae; Streptophyta; Magnoliopsida; Rosales; Rhamnaceae. The coding region runs from base 219 to 1466 and encodes 415 amino acids. Gene Ontology annotation, molecular function: monoatomic cation transmembrane transporter activity.
UGGGGGGUUAAGGGUAAAGAAACACGCAAGGGCGGUGCGUGCAAAGGAAGUGGAGGUGGUUACGAACGCUUAGCCAAUCCUUGUUGUUGUAUAUGUUAAAAAAAGUAUACCAAGUGUUACAACCUCGGAAAAAAAGUAACACCCAAAAUUCCACUUAGAAGACGCAAAAACGUAGUGUUUGCAUUGUCGUUUUGGUGUGAAAAUCUAUUAACUAAAGUAUGGAGAUGAGUUGCAGGAGUAGUCCGGCUGUUUCGUCGUCGCCGGCGAACGACGACAUGAACAGAAGGGAGCCACUUCUGUCGCCGUCGCCUUCGCCUGAGGUUGACAUGGCCGCCGACAAAGGUUCCUGGAGGCUCGAUCUCAACGAGUUCCGUUUACCCGAACGAAGUCCUGCUCAUGACGAUCGCUGCAAUUCCGUCGUCACUCUUCGUCGCCUUCUUCGAACCCCAAGGAAACAAUACAAAGUUGCAGAAUAUUACAAGAAACAAGAAAGGCUUCUUGAAGGGUUCAAUGAGAUGGAGACCAUGACUGAGAUGGGUGGUUUGCCAGAUGGCCCUACUGAGGAUGAAAUGAAGCAGCUAGCAAAGAGCGAGAGGCUUGCAGUUCAUGUAUCAAAUAUAGCAAAUCUGAUUCUUUUUGCAGCGAAGGUUUUCGCCUCAGUCGAGAGCAGAUCAUUGGCAGUUAUUGCCUCUACGAUGGAUUCCCUCUUGGAUCUCUUAUCAGGCUUCAUCUUAUGGUUCACUGCCUAUGCCAUGAAAACCCCAAACCAUUAUCACUAUCCUAUUGGAAAGAAUCGUAUGCAACCAGUGGGUAUCAUUGUUUUUGCAUCUGUAAUGGCAACUCUUGGAUUGCAAAUCUUAAUAGAAUCCAUUCGGCAACUCAUUGCAAAGGUUGGGCCUGAAAUGAAUGGUGUUCAGGAGAAAUGGAUGAUAGGGAUAAUGGUAUCAGUCACAAUAGUGAAGUUCUGCCUCAUGGUCUAUUGUCGAAGAUUCAAGAAUGAAAUUGUUCGAGCCUAUGCACAAGAUCAUUUCUUUGAUGUCGUUACUAAUUCGGUUGGUUUAGUAGCAGCUGUUUUAGCUGUCCGAUUUGCCUGGUGGAUUGAUCCAACUGGAGCCAUAGUAAUUGCGUUAUAUACAAUGAAUACAUGGGCAAAAACAGUGCUCGAGAAUGUCCAUUCGCUCAUUGGAAGAACAGCUCCUCCAGAUUUUCUAGCGAAGUUGACAUACUUAAUAUGGAACCACCAUGAAGCGAUAAAGCACAUUGACACAGUAAGAGCUUACACAUUUGGUUCUCACUACUUUGUAGAGGUUGACAUAGUUUUGCCAGAGAACAUGCUUCUGAACCAGGCACAUAAUAUUGGUGAGUUACUCCAAGAGAAGCUAGAGCAACUCCCUGAAGUCGAACGAGCUUUCGUGCAUAUUGAUUUCGAAUACACUCACAGGCCAGAGCACAAGGCCAAGGUUUGAUGAAUUUUGUGAGCCGAGCAACCAAGAGCUCUCUGCCUUUCACUGCAAUAACAAAAGGUGUUGAAAUAAGUUACUAUAUGUAUAUAUAUAUAUGUAUACAUAUUCUUUUUUUUUUAUUUUCUUGUAAGGCAAAAUAGAUGAAGGGAUCAUGUAAUAACUAGAAUCCGAACACACUGUCCUUUAACUAUUUCUAAUCAAUAUUUAUGUACAUUUUCUCAUCUUCCUUUUAAA